AUGGCCAAGCAUCUGAUCACAGGCAUUCCCCUAGAUGAGCUUCCAGACAACUUCCAAGAAGCGAUACGAGUGACCCGUUUCUUGCAGGUGCGGUACAUCUGGAUCGAUAGUCUUGCAAUCGUUCAGGAACCUUUCGGCGACUUUGCAAAAGAGGCCGAUCUCAUGCACAAGGUGUAUCGGUACUCGCAUUGUAAUAUCGUUGCAGCGGACUCAGAGGAUGCAUACGGCGGUCUAUUCAGGAGACGAAAGCCUCACCAAAUUCUUCCGGUCGAAUACAAAGGUACCAAUACACACCAUAAUCUGGGGGAGAAGGCUUGGACGAUUGUCCCGGCGGACCUUUGGGAGAAAGAACUUCUGAGCUCCGUCAUAUACGGUCGUGCGUGGGUCUUUCAAGAACGUAUCCUCUCUCCUCGCAUCCUCCACUUCACAAAGCAUCAGAUCUUCUGGGACUGUGGCACGCUCUCAGCCUGCGAGGUAUUCCCAAAAGGCCUUCCCUUCCCUCUCGACCACAAAGCGAGCACGGAUCGACACUGGAGAGGACGGCUAGCUAAAAGCACCGUCUCAUCGAACGCCUUGGUCGGUGUCAUUGACAACGAAAGCUCCUACACUUUCUGGAUGUCCGCGGUUCAAAACUACACGGAAUGCGAACUGACCAAUCAAGGCGACAAGACAAUCGCAAUCUGGAGUAUCGCAAAACUGCUACGCGAUUUUAUGAACGAGCAAUACGCUGUGGGUAUGUGGUCGGAGGCGCUCGAGGAGCAACUGGCUUGGAGAGUGCGGGAUACAAAAGCAUGUAAGAGGAUGCCGGAGCUAGACGCCAAUAUCCCCAGCUGGUCUUGGGCAAGUAUCAAGGGUGCCGUUGUGCCUCAACACCGACUAGCCAAACGACCGUACAAGAUUACAGAUCAUGAUGAAGCUGUCGUCGGGUUUGCGGUCAAAGAAGAGACCAGACAAGGCGACAAGGAACCCAUAUUAGAGAGCAGAACACUGGCACUGAAGGCCCACAUCAACUUUGGGCGACUGGUCAGAGGUCAAGAAGACCAAGACCGUCUCCAUUUCCCGAGCAAGAUCUCUACCGACACCGUUGAAGUAGAUGUCUUCCUCGACACUCCACGAGCGACUACAUGCAUCGACCCAGAACACUGCGCAUUUGUCAUCCUCGCCGCAUCCGCCACUCCAAACACCACCAACACCCCCCAAGCGCGCCAAACGUACUCCGGUGUAGGCCUCCUCCUCAUCCAAUGCCGUACCUGGUUCGCCGAGCAAGAACGGCUGUACCAGGACUACAAAAGCGCACUAGCAGGCGUAGAACCGUCUCGAGAACAAAGAUGGCGCCUAGAUGCAUUCGAGAAACUCAUGUUGCAGCAGUCAGAGCGAGUCAUGAAGAUGGGAUGGAAGAUUGAAUGCAUGUAUCGGCGGGUGGGAGCGCUGCAGUUCCGGGAUAUGGAUGAGCAGACUUUUAGUUCUUUGACGGAUGACGGGCACCGGGAGGAUAUCUGGUUGGAGUGA
Molecule: messenger RNA, 1509 nt
Organism: Alternaria hordeiaustralica
Lineage: Eukaryota; Fungi; Ascomycota; Dothideomycetes; Pleosporales; Pleosporaceae
Exons: 2
Coding region: 1-1509 (502 amino acids)
Source: RefSeq, a predicted model, not a curated record